Molecule: messenger RNA, 1116 nt
Organism: Aspergillus melleus
Lineage: Eukaryota; Fungi; Ascomycota; Eurotiomycetes; Eurotiales; Aspergillaceae
Product: protein-lysine N-methyltransferase
Exons: 4
Coding region: 1-1116 (371 amino acids)
Source: RefSeq, a predicted model, not a curated record
AUGACUUCACCUGUUCUUCACCAUGUCGACCUUCUCACCCGCCAAUUCCACGAACAGGUCGACCCUCCCCUCCUACCCCUCCCCCAAGGCCGCGACAUCGUUCACCCCGCCGUACAAAGCGCCAUCUAUGCGCACAUGUUCGACGAGACCUCAGUCUGGCCCAUCCCCCCGGUAAACUACCAGACGCGAGUGCUGAAGAUGAUUCUAUCACGGAUCGAAGAAGCGAUCAGCGACCCUGAGGAGGAUGAAAUCCACCCCGACCUCAUCUCCGCCUGGGCGACGCUCAUCUCGCAACCAAAACCGUCCUCCACAAUCCACCAAGCCCAACAACUAACCUACAUCAAAUACACCGCGCCGUGGCCUCCGCCGUCAUCGUCAUCCUCCGACCCCCCACGAACGAUCAUCACCUCCGAAUCGCGCGGCCUGAUCCUCGCCGCUGGCACCACGGGCUUCCGCACUUGGGAAGCUUCUCUCCAUCUGGCGACGUAUCUGUCGAGUACACCUGCCGGGGGGGCGCUCGUGCAGGAGAAGAGGGUCAUUGAGUUGGGUGCGGGGACGGGGCUGGUGUCGAUGUUCUGUGCGAAGUAUCUGCGGCCGAGGAGGGUGGUGGCGACGGAUCGCGAGCCGGCGUUGAUUGAGAAUAUGAGGGAUUGUGCGGGGAGGAAUUGUCUUGAAAACAGACCUGGGGAUGGAGAAGAGCAGGGACAAUUCAGCGCUGCGGUCUGGGAAUGGGGGACGCCGUUGGAUGGUGAGAGCAUGGAUACGGCUGCACAACAGGACGGAGAGCCGAUUUCGAAUGAUGAAAAGAAAGAGACUGCUGCCACACCUACAUUCGACGUUGCCCUUGGUGCUGAUUUGAUUUACGACACAGACCUAAUCCCCCUCCUAAUCUCCACAGUCCACGACCUGUUCCAAAACCACGGAAUCAAGGAAUUCGUGAUCGCAGCGACAUUGCGGAAUCAGGAGACGUUUGGGACGUUUUUGCGCGCUUGUGAAGAGAAUUCGUUCACAGCGGAGCAAGUAUCGUUUGAAUCGCCGUCCAGGGAGCAACAGACGGGGUUCUUUCAUUCGACAGAUGUGCCUAUUCAGAUGUAUCGGAUUACAGAGACAAAGUAA